Messenger RNA from Ilex paraguariensis (yerba mate), 639 nucleotides. The record is from the annotation of a GenBank genome assembly. Lineage: Eukaryota; Viridiplantae; Streptophyta; Magnoliopsida; Aquifoliales; Aquifoliaceae.
AUGGCUUUGAUGGGUGAUUUAGGGUUUCCCAUGGGCCUAAUGCCUAUGGGUGGGAUAGAAGAGAUAGAGAGAAGAAUCGAGAUUGUUCUGUUGGCUGUUACCAGUGGUCGGAACUCAGGCAAUGAGAUACAUCCUUCCGAAUCAGGGAAUCUAAAAUUGCAGUUCUGGGGCAAUAUCUCUCCACGGGUGUUCACUGGAAUUCCUGUUGCAGGAGAAGAGAACAGCUUACAGGUAGCUUUACUUGAUGUUGUUACAGGGGAAGUUGUUACAUCUGGUCCAGAAGCCUCAGCAAAGGUGGAAAUUGUUGUGGUUGAUGGAGAUUUUGGUGUCGAUGAAGGGGGAAGUUGGACUCUUGAAGAGUUCAACAGUAAAAUUGUCGGUGGAAGUGAAGGAAAAAAAUCACUGCUAGGUGGAAAACGAUAUCUGCAUUUGAAAGAUGGCAUCGGUUCAGUUCCUAAGAUUUACUUCCGACAUACUAACGUCUGGAGGAGAAGUGGUGAAUAUAGGCUAUGGGCAAGAGUCGUGGAUCAUUCUAAUGGAAGAAGAAUAAUUGCGGCAAAGACAGAACCCUUCACUGUUAAGGAUCGCCGUGGAAGUAACUAUUUUUCUAUUUUCUUGCUUGUGAUUGCCAAUAGCUGA